This is a messenger RNA of Phodopus roborovskii (desert hamster), 8442 nucleotides long. RefSeq names its product forkhead box K1 (gene Foxk1). Gene Ontology annotation, molecular function: protein binding; RNA polymerase II cis-regulatory region sequence-specific DNA binding; DNA-binding transcription factor activity, RNA polymerase II-specific. Gene Ontology annotation, biological process: regulation of transcription by RNA polymerase II. The coding region runs from base 37 to 2196 and encodes 719 amino acids. The transcript has 9 exons. Lineage: Eukaryota; Metazoa; Chordata; Mammalia; Rodentia; Cricetidae. The record is from RefSeq and is a predicted model, not a curated record.
UCGGCCGCCGCCGGAGCCGCUCGGAGCUGCGCGAACAUGGCCGAAGUCGGCGAGGACAGCGGCGCCCGCGCCUUGCUGGCGCUGCGCUCGGCUCCCUGCAGCCCCGUGCUGUGUGCCGCGGCCGCGGCCGCCGCCUUCCCGGCCACCGCGUCCCCGCCGCCGCCGACACAGCCUCCGCCCGGGCCGCCCGCCCUGCCCGCUGUGCCCGGCCCCGGCCCGGUGCCCUCCACCGCCGCCACUGCCACCACUGCCGCGCCCGCCUUGGUGGCCGCGGCCGCCGCCUCCGUGCGCCAGAGCCCUGGGCCGGCUCUAGCGCGCCUGGAGGGCCGGGAGUUCGAGUUUCUGAUGCGACAGCCCAGCGUCACCAUCGGCCGCAACUCGUCGCAGGGCUCGGUGGACCUGAGCAUGGGCCUGUCGAGCUUCAUCUCCCGGCGCCACCUGCAGCUCAGCUUCCAGGAGCCUCACUUCUAUCUGCGCUGCCUGGGCAAGAACGGUGUCUUCGUGGACGGAGCCUUCCAGAGGCGGGGAGCACCAGCCCUUCAGCUGCCCCAACAAUGCACCUUCCGGUUCCCCAGCACAGCCAUCAAGAUCCAGUUCACAUCCCUGUACCAUAAGGAGGAAGCCCCAGCAUCUCCCCUGCGGCCACUCUACCCUCAGAUCUCUCCACUGAAGAUCCACAUUCCGGAGCCGGACCUCCGGAGCCUCGUCAGCCCCAUCCCUUCCCCGACCGGCACCAUAAGUGUUCCUAACUCCUGUCCAGCCAGUCCUCGAGGAGCUGGGUCGUCCAGUUACCGCUUCGUCCAGAACGUGACAUCAGACCUUCAGCUGGCCGCAGAGUUCGCAGCAAAGGCAGCCUCUGAGCAGCAAGCAGACACGUCUGGUGGGGACAGCCCCAAGGACGAGUCGAAGCCACCAUACUCCUAUGCGCAGCUGAUCGUGCAAGCCAUCUCCUCGGCACAGGACAGGCAGCUAACACUAAGUGGCAUCUACGCCCACAUCACCAAACAUUACCCUUACUACAGGACUGCUGACAAGGGCUGGCAGAACUCUAUCCGACACAACCUCUCUCUUAACCGUUACUUUAUCAAAGUCCCUCGGUCCCAGGAGGAGCCUGGGAAGGGCUCUUUUUGGCGAAUAGACCCUGCCUCUGAAGCCAAACUUGUGGAACAAGCAUUCCGAAAGCGGAGACAGAGAGGUGUCUCCUGCUUCCGCACCCCCUUCGGGCCUCUGUCCUCACGGAGUGCUCCAGCUUCACCCACCCACCCUGGACUUAUGUCCCCUCGUUCCAGUGGCCUGCAGACCCCAGAGUGCCUGUCGCGGGAGGGCUCCCCCAUUCCACAUGAUCCCGACUUGGGGUCAAAGUUAGCCUCUGUUCCAGAGUAUCGCUAUUCCCAGAGCGCCCCGGGAUCCCCUGUCAGCGCCCAGCCGGUGAUUAUGGCUGUCCCUCCCCGACCUUCCAACUUAGUGGCUAAGCCUGUGGCCUACAUGCCAGCUUCCAUAGUGACCUCACAGCAGCCCCCAGGCCAUGCUAUCCAUGUGGUACAGCAGGCCCCCACCGUCACCAUGGUGAGGGUGGUAACCACCUCUGCCAACUCAGCCAAUGGGUACAUCCUCGCUAGCCAGGGCUCAGCCGGGGCCUCCCACGACACAGCAGGCACAGCCGUGUUGGACCUGGGCAAUGAGACAAGAGGUUUGGAAGAGAAACCUACCAUAGCAUUUGCCACAAUCCCUGCAGCCAGCCGAGUUAUCCAGACGGUCGCCAGCCAGAUGGCUCCAGGAGUCCCUGGGCACACAGUCACCAUCCUGCAGCCAGCCACACCAGUGACCAUCGGGCAGCACCAUCUUCCAGUCCGGGCUGUCACUCAGAACGGGAAACAUGCUGUGCCCACGAAUAGCUUAACUGGCAACGCUUAUGCCCUCACCAGCCCCCUGCAGCUCCUGGCCGCCCAGGCGAGUUCAUCCACGCCAGUAGUCAUCACCCGAGUGUGCGAGGUAGGGCCUGAGGAGCCAACAGCAGCUGUCUCGGCGGCCACUAAUGCCACGCCGACCCCAGCAACCUCCACUACCACACCUGCCUCUUCCAGUGGGGAGCCUGAGGUCAAGAGGUCCCGGGUAGAGGAGCCCAGUGGGACAGCCACCACACAGCCCACAGCAAUGGCAGCCACUGGCCCACAGGGCCCAGGUACCGGCGAGUGAAGUCACCUACAGGAAGGUGGAGUGGGACUCACGCCGCAGGUGCCCAGGUGGCUAGCAGCUGCACUCAAGGACGGAGUCGAGAACCUCACCGCUGUCUGCAGCACAUGCGCCAUGAGCGUGGCCACCACACCUGAACAAUUUCCUUUUUAUCUCCUGUCCUCCCAUGGUUUGAAACAAAACACAUAAACACGUUCAGACAACUUGAUUGUAUGAAUCUGGGGGUUCUGUGUGUUUAUUUCCCCCUCCCUCAUGCCAUCACCUCUCCCCAGUUCUGUGGGACAAGGUCUAGCCCAGCUCCUCAGGAACCAAUCCCAGCCAGCACCCUCAAGAAGAAUGAGCCCCACGAGUGGACAGAGGUGCAGCACAAACCCAGGCUGCUCUCCUUGGGAGCCAAUCCACAGACUUCCUGUUUGUAACUGAGUGGGAACUGACCAGAGAACAGAGCGGCGGGAACAUCCCAGCCUGUGGCUGGGAUGCACAAUCCUCUCCCCAAAAGUGACAUAGGUUUCGGCAUUAACUGGGGUCAGGAGGUCUACCUUGGCUUUGGACCCUAAAAUAUUUCCUACAGUUAAACAUGGAAUGUUGGAAUGUGGGCUCAUCUCAAAAGUGAGACACACGGAAGGGUUCACAUGUCUUUGGAGUUCCCUCUGGUAGCCAGGUGAGCAGCUGCAGGCGCGGGCACUUGCCCACACCAGCCCGUUGAACAUGCCGCUCUCCCAGAUAACUCCAAGAAGGAUCAGCGGCUCCCACAUUAAUGCUGUAAAGUGCUUUGGGUGGAAAAAUCAGCCCAGGGCCAGCACCCGUGGCAUCCAUUUCCACAGCGCUGCCUGAGCCGAGAGCUGCAAGCUACAGCGGAUAUCCAGGGAAACCAGGGAAGCUUCAGGGGAUGUCAGCCAGCCCCUUGCUCAGCAGGGAGGAUAUUGGCACGUGCCAGUGGAAGAUGGCAGGGAAUGUGUCCUGUGUUUCUGGCAGCUGGAGGAUCUGUGCAACGCUGUGCUCAUACUGUCUUUUCCUCACACAUUCCAGUUUCUUGGGCACCCCAAGACAUGUCCAGUUUGCAAAUGGAAACCCUCUCUUCUACCUGAAGCUGGGGGUCCCUGGCCAUUAUCCACCGGAAAGGAAACUACCUCUCCGGACAGCAGUUGGUGCCAAGUUUGAUUAUAGUGUGGCAAGAACCAAAGUAUGGGGACCAGCCCAGGACUUGGGUCCCCAGCGAAGGUCCCUUUGCAUGCCCUGACAAGCUACCAGCAGCACCUUUCGACAUACACCAAGUCACAGAACUAGGAGCCUUUGAACGUUUCCUGGCUGCAUGACAGGGCACUUCAAGGCAGUCAGAAGCUCAGUGUUGGUCCUCCUGGAGGGUGAGCCAUAAGCAACAGCAGCAGCUUGGGCAGAGAGCCCCAUAAGAGUCUACUUAUCCUUUGCAUCAGCCUCCCACCAUCCUUCUGCCUCUGCAUGGGCCAGAAGAGCAAAGAGCCAAUGAGCAAAAAGCAGGCAAUCCCAGGGAAGGAAGGGGCCGCAGCUGUACAAGCUGCCUUUGCUGGAAGGGAUGCCAGUCAAUGACCUGGAGGCUGUGGUCACACCAAAGCAGAUAAUCCAGUUGGAUGAACCCAAGCUCCACCCCAUAGCUGCCACCAUUGGAGCCACCAAUUCCCCACAUACAUCAGGGACCAGUGUGGAGUGCCUGUCCGGCCCUCUUGAGCUAUCUUCCAAGCUCCCCAGCCAGUCGUUUCUGUAGUACUAAACUUCAAGCUGGAAGUAAGCUGUGUUUUGAAGGCUUCCUGUCUGUUGUCUGGGAGGUUUCAGAGAGGUGGGGCUGAGGUGGCUGUGGCUGGGGGAGGGUUUUCCAGGUGGAACUGCUCCUUGGAGCAGACAGAGGGCUCUAUCCCACAUCUCUUUGUGCCUGGCAUGAACUUGUCGUCUCUGUGUGCCUGGUGUGAGCAUGGAGUUAGGGAAAGCGGGAAUGGGCUGAGGCCACAAGGGACAUUAGUGCCACCUACUGAUCUUCCCCUCCAUCACCAUUUACUCCAAGGCUGUGCAGGGUCACCCUGCAAGGCAGAUUAAGAUUAUGUGUGGAUUGUCAUUGUAGGCACUGUGCAACCUCCACAUGGAACUAUGGGUCACCAUCUGCCACAUCUGUCAUCAGGUCUCAGAAUGGCCCUGACCUGUUUGCUCUCCAGGCUGCUAAAACACCAUGGUCUCCAUCCUCUGCAGCAGAUCCUGUCACCAUUAACACAGGCGUGGAAGGAUGUGGAGGGAGAGAGUGGAAUACACUGUCCCAGUGUCCUACAGGACCUUAAGGCAGAGGGUCCUGUGCCUCUAGUUGGGCAGCCUGAGCUAGAAAGGAGAAGGCUAGCCUGGUGCUGCUGCUCUGGAAAUGGAUUUGGUCAUCUACCAGGCAGUAUCCCUGACUUGUACCAGCUUCUGCCCACAAGAGCCACAGACCCAGAAUAGCCAGUGCUCAGAGCAGGAAUGGAUAGCCAGCUGAAACCUGCUCCCAUGAACUCUGGGACACCAAGUGGAGUUCAUCUAAACUAUCUGUGGAAACCAGAGCCUGGGCCAGGGGCCAGAAAGACCAUGACCAUCGACUGUGUAGACCAUGGCUGGGGAACUGGCACACUGGGGUCCCCAUCUCUGGUACUGAGCUUGCCCUGUUGUGGUAAGUGUUGCCUGGCAGAUCAGGUGCCUGGCUGUCCACACAUCUACUGUCUUCUGCUUUGUAUCUGGGACUUGCCAGACUCAAGAUGCUGCAAGCAUAGGAAGUUACCAUGGUGACUGGAAGCAAAGAGACCCUGCCUGCUUGCACUCUCGCUCUGUUCCUCCUCCCCUGCCAAUCUCUUCCUUUUCCUCCUCUUCCCUCCCCUUAUCUUCCCCCUCCUAUUCCUAUCUUCUCUCCCUCCUCCUUGCCUCUUCUGUCUUCUCCCCUACCUCAGCUUGGCGGCCAGGGCAUGCUAAACAUGUCUGUCAUCAGCUCACAGAGCCUUGCCAUUGUGCAAGGUGGGGUAUCUGACUCACUGUCCCCUUCCCACUUUCUACACCAAAUAAGCUACAGAUCUACCACCUCCCGCUCCCGCCUCCGCCCCCGCCCCAGGCUCUCCGGGGUCUGAGAUAAUAGGUACCACUCAUUUUUCCUCUGAAAGAAGGAAUGGCCUUCCACCGUAAUCUGGGAUAGCUAGAAAUGGGUACAGCCAGGUGAUGGGGUCAGUGUCUUCCUUUACAGAAAUGAGGGGACCCCUUUGGGCAGUGGUAAAAGAGUUAAAAGCAAGAAAUGUUUCCCAUGGGAAAGAAACGGUGGUGGAAUGGAAUGUUAAGUGCUUUUUUCCUCAAAAACCUCAAAUCCCACAUUGCACCCAUGUGACGUUGCCCGCUCUGGAGUGGGCACCCCUACCUUGCUGACCAAGCCCUUCCCUCCCCAUCUGAAUAGCUCAGUGCCUGCCCUAAAGUAAGUCAGGAAGUGAGUGAGUCUCUGUUCUGGUGAAAGAUCCCUUGUGUAGGGAGCAGCGCAUCCCGAUCACUAGUGGUAAAAUCUCCACAGGGUAGCCACUUGUUUUGGCUCAGGGUGACAAAGUGGUGGCCUGUGUCGCCUCACCUCCGGUCUCUCAGAAUACCUCUGCUUAAGAAGCAAUAUUACAAAGGGUAAGUCAAGUUGUCCCAAAGAUCACAGCUGCUGACUCCAGCUUCCCUGGGGAGCAGGGUCUCCAACAUGCACUUAGGCUUGGGGGAGGCAGGUGAGGGCUGGGAACAGACGAUAGCCAAGGCCUCCUCUGACUCCCACCUGCCACUGCAGGCCUGUUCCCAGUCCCCUUUCAUCUUGUGAGCCCCCUUGACUUCAGAGUGGUUCUGGCAUCACCUACUUGUUGGGCUCUGGGUUUUUGUUUUCUUCCGUUCUUGGGGUUUGUUUUGUCUUGUUUCUUGUGGUGCUGGAGAUUAAAUGCAGGGCCUCAAAUGCACUAGGUAAAGCCUCUAGGCAAGGGCUCCUUGCCACUGAGCCACACACCCAGCCCAGCCCUAUUGAUUUUUUUAAACUUGAGACAGGGUCUCACAAAACUGCCCAGGCUGGCCUUGAACUUGCAACCCUCUCGUCUCAGCUUCCUGAAUUGCUAGGGUAAUGGGCCUAUGUGUCACUGUGGCCCAGUGCUCCUUGUGUUUUUUGGUUUGGGUUUCUUUUUCUUUUUUCUGUACCAAAAGCUGCUAUGUUGGUAACAGAGGAGGGUGUGGCCUAGAUGCCCCUACAGACCAGCACAUGGCACCCACUUCCCACAGCCUGUGGUUUGAACAAUUUGGAACUAUCCAAUGGACUGUUCUUGGGGUUACCUCUUCCCUCCCUCUGGCCUCCCCAUUGCUAACCCCUGAAGGCCCACCAGCUUGGCAAGUGGAGUUCUGAGAGUCAACCACAGGCAUCUCCUUUGAAGUAACACAGACCCAUUUCACUGACGGUUUUCAGGGAAAAUAGUUUUCUACUUGUGUUAAAAAAACAAAAACAAAAACAAAAAACAAAAAACAAAAAAAAAAAACAAAGCUACUUGAGUGACCCUGGCUGGUCCUACCUGCUCCUCUUCUCUCUUCUCCAGCACUGUGAGCUUCUCUCUGGCAGGCUUCAGCUCUGCUGCUGUAGGGAACAUUCUAGAACUACCAUCCAGGUGGUCAGAGUCAAACACCCUGGCACAUCCCAUGGAUGAGACCAGCUACAUGCCUUAUCCGGAAGUACCACCUGGGUGUGAGGCAAGACAGAGGGUCCCCUGAAGUUCUGGGUGAGAGGGAGUGGCCAUCCAGAGGGCAGCAUGGCAGGAGCUAGGGGAAGGUGAGCCGGGGGAACUGCAUGCUAAGGGUUGCCUUCACCUCUGUCUUAGCCCUCAAAGCUGGUGCAUCAGUGGCAAAGGGAGCAGAUCCCUUAACCGUGGGCAUCUCUCUCCAAGAGGAAACUUCACGAGGAGGGCUUCACUCUCGGAGAAAAGCAGUAUACUUGGGCUCAGCUUGCAAACACAGGCUGCCCAGGACCCCCAGAACCCUCUCCUCUAGCCAUCAUCUGUCCCCUAAGCCCUACCUCUUGAGAGUUAGAGGAUCAAAAGAGCUUGAUGCUUUACCUCCCGAAUCCUUGCUCCUUUGACUACUCACAAAAUGAACAGAAGGUGUGGAGGAACCUGGGCCCCAGGAGUAGAGACGAAGCUUGAAGGUAGACAGUGCCCAGGCUUUGUCCAUGCCCUCUGCAUCUGAGCACUUGCCGCCAUCAGAGCAACCUCAGCACUGUACCCUGAGUCCCUGGGGGCUAUGCUAACCUUGUAGAGUGAGCCCCAUGAUCCACUGAGUAUUCAUGUUCUCUGUCCUGUAUGUAUCCAACUAAGUGAUGCCCUGGCCUCUUGAGUCCGAAUUGGCUGAACUAGAACUUUUCUUUUUAAUUAGUAAAAUUGGGAAUUAAAAAAAAAGUCUAACAUUUUCAUUUUCAACCCUCUCUCCCAUCUUCCCUUCUUAAUAUCCUUCCUGGGGGGGGGGGAUCUGGAAUCCCUAAUAAUACCUUAGCUUGAUUCCUGGGCUGGGAAAAAGGUCGUGGGGGCAGGAAGGAGAGGCCCAAACUGUCUUCCAGGUCUCUCCUAGAAUUCUGCUGUGUCCGGGGGGAGGGGGCAGCAGCUGUGCACGUGUGAGGGAGGGGCUAAAGCCAAUAGUGAGGCUGUUCUUUUUCUUAACUGAAUGAUAAUUCUGUAAAAGUAACUGGGGGGAGGGUGUUCAGGGAGUAUGUGUGUGCGCGCUCACAUGUGUGGUUUUGUUUUUGUUUUAUACAGUGGCUGUCUAAAGUGUUUCCAUGAUAUGUUUAACACAUAGUGCUUUAAAAGCAGUGGUAUCCUAUGCGCUGGGAAUCCCAGUUCCAGAUAUGGGACAUGCCCCACCUCAGUGGGUGAAGGUCCCACCCAGGAGGUAGAGUUAAGGGCUGGGAUCAGAAAGGCCUGUGGACCCACAUCCCAAGCAGCAUCACCUGGGCAUUCAUUUCAAACGGGAUACAGUAUUUUUUUUAUAACAGAACCAUCCUUUUUUUAAAAAAAGAGUUUGACACCUGAAUGUGAUUUCUAACUUUUAUUAGACGUUAAUGUUUUAAAUCUAUAACAAAGUGGAAAAUUUCUACUUUUCUUUUUCAUCCAUUUGAACUGUUCUUUUAUCUAUUCGAUUGUUGUAUGUGGGCGGGGAAGCUCUGUUUUCUCCUCUUAGUGUUUGUUUCUAUAACCAGAAAUAAAAAUUAUAUAUUAAAGAGAUGUA